Peromyscus maniculatus bairdii (prairie deer mouse) is the source of this 964-nucleotide messenger RNA. Lineage: Eukaryota; Metazoa; Chordata; Mammalia; Rodentia; Cricetidae. The record is from RefSeq and is a predicted model, not a curated record.
CUCCGUGCUUGUAGCCCUCCAGAGCCAAAGAAACCCCAGACAACAGACGCCCAUACGCAGCCUAUAGCAGUAACUCCCCAGCCCGGUUUCCGUGCGGUAGUUUACAGUAUUUAAUUUUAUAUAAUAUAUACUAUUUAUUAUAGCAUUUUGAUACCUCAUUCCGUUUACACAUCUUGAAAGCCGCUCAGUAAUUCUCCUAUUAAUUAAAGAACCACUACACUAGAAAAUGGCAUCUAGUGUGGCUCCGAUUACUAGUACUCUAGCUGCUGUUACUGCUGCUGCUCCCUCGGUGGAUGACAAACUAUGGAUGCUCAUCCUGGGCUUCAUCAUCGCAUUUGUCCUGGCAUUCUCCGUGGGAGCCAAUGAUGUAGCAAAUUCGUUUGGUACAGCUGUGGGCUCAGGUGUGGUGACCCUGAAGCAAGCCUGCAUCCUCGCUAGCAUCUUCGAAACUGUGGGCUCCGCCUUGCUGGGGGCCAAAGUGAGUGAAACCAUCCGGAAGGGCUUGAUUGAUGUGGAGAUGUACAACUCCACUCAAGGCCUGCUCAUGGCUGGCUCUGUCAGCGCUAUGUUUGGUUCUGCGGUGUGGCAACUAGUGGCUUCGUUUUUGAAGCUCCCCAUUUCUGGGACCCAUUGUAUUGUCGGUGCAACCAUUGGUUUCUCCCUCGUGGCGAAGGGGCAGAGGGGCGUCAAGUGGUCUGAACUGAUAAAAAUUGUGAUGUCUUGGUUCGUCUCUCCACUGCUCUCUGGUAUUAUGUCUGGAAUUUUAUUCUUCCUUGUUCGUGCAUUCAUCCUCCGUAAGGCAGAUCCAGUUCCUAAUGGCUUACGUGCUUUACCAGUUUUUUAUGCCUGCACAAUUGGAAUAAACCUCUUUUCCAUUAUGUAUACUGGAGCACCGUGGCUGAAAUCUCCUAGAAGGUGGCUGGCCUGCGCCCAUUUCAGAAGGCUGCAGGCUAGUGUAUGCUGA